Molecule: messenger RNA, 2399 nt
Organism: Equus quagga
Lineage: Eukaryota; Metazoa; Chordata; Mammalia; Perissodactyla; Equidae
Gene: CCNL2
Product: cyclin L2
Exons: 11
Coding region: 33-1607 (524 amino acids)
Biological process (GO): regulation of transcription by RNA polymerase II
Cellular component (GO): nucleus
Molecular function (GO): cyclin-dependent protein serine/threonine kinase regulator activity
Source: RefSeq, a predicted model, not a curated record
GAAGGAGCCCGAAGGGGAGUCGGCGGCACAAAAUGGCGGCGGUGGCAGCGACGACGGCCGCGGCUGGGGCUCCAGUGCCGGCAGCCCCCGCGGCAGCAGCCGGUACCCCAGGCUCGGGGAGCGCAGCCUCUGGGUCCCAGGGCGUGCUGAUCGGGGACCGGCUGUACUCCGGGGUGCUCAUCACCCUGGAGAACUGCCUGCUGCCCGACGACAAGCUCCGCUUCACGCCGUCCAUGUCGAGCGGCCUGGACACCGACACGGAGACCGACCUCCGCGUGGUGGGCUGCGAGCUCAUCCAGGCGGCCGGCAUCCUGCUCCGCUUGCCGCAGGUGGCCAUGGCUACCGGGCAGGUGUUGUUCCAGCGGUUCUUCUACACCAAGUCCUUCGUGAAGCACUCCAUGGAGCAUGUGUCAAUGGCCUGUGUUCAUCUGGCCUCCAAAAUAGAAGAAGCUCCAAGACGGAUACGGGACGUCAUCAACGUCUUUCAUCGCCUUCGACAUUUGAGAGAGAAAAAGAAACCUGUACCUCUGCUAUUGGAUCAAGAUUACGUUAAUUUAAAGAACCAGAUUAUAAAGGCAGAAAGACGAGUUCUGAAAGAGCUGGGUUUCUGCGUCCAUGUGAAGCACCCUCACAAGAUAAUCGUUAUGUACCUUCAGGUGUUAGAGUGUGAGCGUAACCAACACCUGGUCCAGACCUCAUGGAAUUACAUGAAUGACAGCCUUCGCACAGAUGUUUUCGUGAGGUUCCAGCCUGAGAGCAUCGCCUGUGCCUGCAUUUAUCUCGCUGCCCGGACGCUGGAGAUCCCUUUGCCCAACCGUCCCCAUUGGUUCCUUUUAUUUGGAGCAACUGAAGAAGAAAUUCAAGAAAUCUGCUUAAAAAUCCUGCAGCUUUAUACUCGGAAAAAGGUUGAUCUGACACACUUGGAAAGUGAAGUAGAAAAGAGAAAGCACGCCAUUGAAGAGGCAAAGGCACAGGCUAAGGGCCUGCUGCCUGGUGGCACUCAGGUUCUGGACAGCACCUCAGGGUUCUCACCUGCCCCCAAGCUGGCAGAAUCCCCCAAAGACAGUAAAGGAAACAAGCCUUCCCCGCUCUCUGUGAAGAACGCCAAGAGGAAAACGGAGGGUGUGAAGAAAGCCAAGGCUGACAGCCCAGUGAAUGGCUUGCCAAAGGGGCGAGGGAGUCGAAGUCGGAGCCGAAGUCGUGAGCAGAGCUAUUCAAGGUCCCCAUCGCGAUCUGCUUCUCCUAAGAGGAGGAAAAGUGACAGCGGCUCAACAUCUGGCGGGUCCAAGUCGCAGAGCCGCUCGCGGAGCCGGAGUGACUCCCCACCGAGACAGGUGCACCGAGGCGCUCCCUACAAGGGCUCCAAGGUGAGGAGCUACCGAAAGUCCAAGGACUGCAAGUACCCCCCACAGAAGCCACACAAGUCUCGCAGCCGGAGCUCCUCCCGCUCUCGAAGCCGCUCACGGGAGAGGGCGGAUAGUUCUGGAAAAUAUAAGAAAAAAAGUCAUUACUAUAGAGAUCAGCGACGAGAACGUUCGCGGUCUUAUGAGCGAACAAGCCAUCGCUACGAGCGAGACCACCCUGGGCACAGCAGGCACCGGAGGUGAGGCUUGGGGGCCCCAGAGGGCUGCCCUUCAGCCUUUGGCAUGCACACCUCGGCAUCACUGGCUCUGUGGCGAGACUUUUUUGGGAAAUGGUUUGUGGACUCUGGACCUUGUGAGGAAUUUGGAGAUGGAAUCGAGAGGCCAGCGAGGUGCCCUUUAGGCCGGCCUGGGCACAGCGCACACUCAUCCAGUGCAGGGCCCACCUCAGCAGCAGCCCUGUGGCAGUUGGAUGCAGAAGCCGACGUGCACGUCCAGGUGGUGUGGCUUGGUGCUAAGGAUAGGCUGUCUCUCCUCUCCCGGACUGAUACUCAAUUACGUCAAACCAAGAAAGUGACUUUUAAAACCUUUGCCUAUAUUAGGUUGUACUUAUGUACAUAUUUUGCAGUGUUUCACAAUGAGAAAAUGGCCUUAAUAGUCCCUUAUUCUCUAUUCAUAUUGUAAAUAAAUGUAUUUCAUACAAGUUAAAGCUAUAUAUGAAAACUCAGAACUUGAAUUCUGUCAGCUUAGAACUUGUGUAGAGAAUUCCGAUUUUUAAAAUGUGAAGGUAUUUAGAUCUGUGUUGAAAGUCGUAUAUUUUUAUCCGUGCGAUGCUGAGUGCAGGCCACCAGCUCCUAAAUAGAGAAGUUUCCUAUAUCUGCAUUUUAUGUGGUUAAAUAAACAAAUCUCUCUACUCAGGACAUUUGGAACAUUAAGGAAUUUGCAGUUUAUCAUUCUGCUCGCUUGUUACCGCGCAGCCCGCGGUGCCCCUUCUAGUGCUGCCAUCUCUGGUCUCAUUAAAGUGUCAUUUUGUAUGGA